AAGGAAAAGUAAAAAUAAACAAGACUGAAUAUUGAUUAUCAAAAUCUGCAAAGAAAAUUUAAGACAAUAUCUCCAGCUGUUAUCUUCAGUUAUGUUCGCUCAUUUAUAAGAAGAAGGGGAAAGAGUUUAUUUACAGAGAGACUGAAAGACACUUCUCACCUUCUGUAGUCCUUUGCUUAUUUGUUUCUUGUUUGCAAUUCAAGUGUAUAAAGUCAAAAAGGAGCUCCAAAAAGGUCUUUUUAAACUAUGGUUUGCUACAUUUUUUAUUAAAUCUUAAUGUUCAAUUGUUUUUGGAUCAGAAAGGUGUUGAUCUGAAGUGUGGAGGGUUGAAUCGUUGAUUCUUGAUUUAUGAUGGACCAAACAAUUGAAAGCUCUUCAAAUGCACAAAGGGGUUUUCGAGUUCAACCUCCACUGGUGCUAUCUCUUUAUUCAUACUGUUUCAAUGAUGAUGACGCCUUACACAUAAAUGGAGCUCUGCUGAAGCAACAAAUAUGGAUUUAUAAAGGAUAAUAGAACACACUACAGAAUGAGGACUAACGGUGAAAAACUGAAGAUAAAAGCAAUACAAUCAACAGUAGAAACUGAAGAAAAAGGAGAGAAUGUUCAGCAACAACGAGGUACAUCAAUAAUACUGGUGCUAACUUUAUGGAGGUGCCUUUCUGUCAGGUUGAUUCUGUAUCAUGCUAUUGCAAUGUUGAUUCGGGAUUAAAGACAGUCGCCGGGGCAAGAAAAUUUGUGCCAGGAUCAAAACUUUGUAUCCAGUCCGACAUCAGUUCUCAUGCACACAAGACUAAAAACUCUCGCAGGGAGAGAUCAAGAGUACAGUCACCUCUUCUGCCUGGCCUACCAGAUGAUCUUGCAAUUGCUUGUCUAGUACGUGUUCCUCGUGUUGAACAUAGCAAGCUCCGUCUAGUUUGCAAAAGAUGGUAUCGGCUUCUUGCUGGUAACUUCUUUUACUCUCAAAGGAAGAUUCUUGGAAUGGCUGAAGAGUGGGUAUAUGUGGUUAAAAGAGAUCGUGAUGGACGGAUUUCAUGGCAUGCAUUUGACCCAACUUCCCAACUUUGGCAGCCACUUCCACCUGUUCCAGGUGAAUAUUGCAGUGCCCUUGGAUUUGGUUGCGCUGUUCUUAGUGGUUGCCAUCUUUAUUUGUUUGGAGGAAAAGAUCCAAUCAAGGGGUCUAUGCGACGGGUAAUCUUUUAUAAUGCUCGAACAAAUAAAUGGCACAGGGCACCAGACAUGCUCCGCAGACGCCAUUUCUUUGGCUCUUGUGUAAUUAAUAAUUGUCUUUAUGUUGCUGGUGGCGAAUGUGAAGGAAUACAGAGGACUCUUCGUUCAGCUGAAGUUUAUGACCCAAACCGGAAGCGCUGGAGUUUUAUAGCUGAUAUGAGCACAGCUAUGGUGCCUUUUAUUGGGGUAGUGUAUGACGGGAAGUGGUUUGUAAAAGGUUUGGGGUCCCACAGAGAAGUUCUUAGUGAAGCUUAUAACCCUGCUGUAAAUGCAUGGACCCCAGUCAACAACAGGAUGAUUGCUGGUUGGCGCAACCCAAGCAUCUCCAUGAAUGGUCGUCUAUAUGCUUUGGACUGUCGUGAUGGGUGUAAACUUAGAGUAUAUGAUGAAUCUACACAUUCAUGGAUUAGAUUUAUUGAUAGCAAAAUCCACCUUGGAAGCUCUCGUGCUUUGGAGGCAGCUGCUGUGGUUCCCCUUAAUGGUAAACUUUGUAUAAUUCGUAACAACAUGAGCAUCAGCAUCGUUGAUGUGUCGAGUCCUGAUAAGUGUGUGGAAACCAACCCACCUCUUUGGGAGAACAUUGCUGGUAAAGGCCACAUCAGAACUAUGUUUACAAAUUUAUGGUCAAGUAUUGCAGGGCGAGCAGGUUUGAAGAGUCAUAUUGUGCACUGUCAGGUGUUACAAGUUUGAGCAUUAAAAGUCUUGGCCACUCUUCCUUCGUGAUGAGAAAAUGAGAACUGCUUCAACUUUUCUAAUCUCAAGAACAAAUUUUUUGUGGAGAAGCAGUUUUGACAUCAUCAAUGCGCUCCUGCAUUGGUUAUGAAUCAAAUAAUUCUGUUGUUUUUUUACACUUCCGAAUGACCUUUAGCAGCCUCAGCACCUAUUGCUUGCCUUGAAGUGCAUGUAGAUGGAUGUCUUCUGGAAUUGUGAUGUCUUGUGGGAUUGUUUGGAUUGGCUCGAAGAGAAGACGGUUGAGGUUAUUCAUUAAUAGCUCAUGCAUGAAUUCCUAUUGUGAAUUCAUACUUGACAACUCAUCAAUUGGCAGAAAAUUGUUCAAAUCCAGAGCUACCUUGCUGAUGAUUUUGGCAGUAAAAUUGGGGCUUAUGUAUGACAUUCAAAAAGAGAUGGAUAGCUAUAUGUCUGUACAUCCUUUUGGCCUGUAGUCUUGUACCAAUAGCUUCUAGUCUUAGGUACCCUUUUGUGCAUAUAAUGACAAUGACAUGAAGGAGAUAUAGCUGGAAUCUUCACUUCCUACCUUCUUCCCCAUGCUUGAUUUCAAGAUUUGUAUUUUAUAAGAUUGGGUAAAGUUGCAUUGAAUUAUCAAAAUGUGAUUACACUA
Molecule: messenger RNA, 2566 nt
Organism: Lycium barbarum (goji berry)
Lineage: Eukaryota; Viridiplantae; Streptophyta; Magnoliopsida; Solanales; Solanaceae
Product: F-box/kelch-repeat protein At1g55270-like
Exons: 4
Coding region: 646-1917 (423 amino acids)
Molecular function (GO): protein binding
Source: RefSeq, a predicted model, not a curated record